GGAAGUAAACAUGCCACAGAUUCGUCAGCUUUGUUUGGAUAUCAUUGAAUAAUCACAUGGAUAGUAAACGGAUGGAGAUGAAACAGCAAGUACUUAGAUUGUGGUCAUUAUUAUAUUUAUCUUGAUUAGCAUCAAUGAAGCUGAUCAGAGAUGUUGAUCAAGAUCAUAAAGAAAACCUAAACCUUUCCCUCUUCCCUUUUUUUCAACCAUCUAGUCUUACCCUCUUUUUCUCCUUUUUUCUGCUUCUCUCCAUUCUCCCUUCUUAUUUUCUUACUCUCUUCCUCAUGAUAGUUACCACCUCUUACUCACUCAUUCACUCAGAUCUUCCUUCUCUCUGAGUGCUAAUCAAAUACACUACUGACUUACCGAUAUAUUUUCAGUACUGAACCUGUCUUCGUGAAAUCUGUUUGUUCUCAAAAUAACCUCAGUUAUACAAUCGAUCCUACAGUUCCAUCAGCUUUGUUUAGCAAAAAAAAGUGAGAUUAAGUCAACAAACUUAUACUCUCGUCAAUUCAGCGGAUUUUUAUUGUUUAGUUAAAUUAAUAUCGAUGUCUUCUCAAUCUACCAACUGUGUUACCAAUGGUGGACCCAAGAUUAACGGGCCAUCCACACUACCACCAAUUACAUCAACUAUAACAACAAAUGGUCAUGUUCAUCCCAAUCUCCAGCAACAUUCACAACGAACAAAUGAUGUAGGUAUUUUGGCUCUCGAAAUGUACUUCCCUUCCGUCUACGUUGAUCAAACUGAAUUGGAAAAAUACGAUGGUGUAUCUGAGGGUAAAUACACUAUUGGUUUGGGUCAAACUCGGAUGGGCUUUUGUUCAGAUCGAGAGGAUAUUCAAUCUCUCUGUUUAACAGUUACCCAUCGAUUAUUUGAGAAAACGGGUGUUUCUCCUAAAGAUAUUGGUUUUCUCAUGGUGGGUACCGAAACAUUAGUUGACAAAUCUAAAUCUGUGAAAUCCGUUUUGAUGCAACUUUUCGAGGAAUCAGGUAAUGGGGAUGUUGAAGGUGUUGAUACAACAAAUGCAUGUUAUGGAGGAACAGCAGCGCUUUUUGCAGCAGUCAAUUGGAUUGAAUCAAGCUCCUGGGAUGGAAGAUAUGCUCUCGUAGUCGCCGGUGAUAUAGCCAUCUAUGCAUCCGGUAGUGCUCGUCCCACUGGUGGAGCAGGUGCUGUAGCUAUGCUCGUAGGACCUAAUGCGCCAUUAUCUUUUGUUCGAGGAGCACGAGCUACUCACAUGGCGCAUACCUACGAUUUCUACAAGCCUCAUAUGGAUUCCGAGUAUCCGGUUGUUGAAGGUAAACAAUCUAUAAUUUGUUACACGCAAGCAGUUGACCGUUGUUAUCAACUAUUUACCUCUAAGUAUGAGAAUGUCUUGCGUAAAGAGGCUGCUUCUGCUAAUGCUGUUGUUGCUGGUCAGGUUAAAAGUGUCAAUGGUGGCCUUAAUGGUGAUGUUAAAAGUCCUAAAUUGAUUGACAGCAAACUUGAUGUUAAGAUGAGACUUCAAGAUUUUGAUGGUCUUCUAUUCCAUUCGCCUUACUGUAAAUUGGUUCAAAAAUCGGUUGCUCGUUUAUCAUUGAAUGAAUUUCUUCGUGAAGACAAUCCUGACUAUGAUGGAUACCAUAAAGGAUGUGAAAAAUUUCGCAAAAUAAAAUUGGAAGAAACUUAUUUCGAUAGAGAUUUAGAGAAACAUUUCAUCUCUCAAUCUUCCGAACUGUUUAAGCAGAAAACUCAAUCAUCAUUGUUAUUAGCAACCCAAGUUGGUAACAUGUACACUGCUUCACUCUAUUCUUGCCUUGUUUCUUAUUUCCUCAGCAAACCUUUGGAAGAUAUCGCUGGUAAAAGAAUACUAUUAUUCUCGUACGGAUCCGGAAUGGCUGCUUCAAUGUUUUGUUUACAAAUUUCACCUGACGUGUCAACAAAUUCACCAUUGGAAAGACUUUAUAACGGAAUCAAAGAUGUAUCAGUACAACUGAAACGCCGAAAUAAGAUAGCACCUGCAUCAUUCGUUGAAACUCUUAAACUUAGAGAGGAGACUCACCACUUGUGCCCUUAUACACCUAAAGGCCCCAUUGAUAACCUUUUCCCCGGAACUUACUAUCUUGAUAAAAUUGAUAAUUUGUUCAGAAGAGAAUAUAAAAGGGUACCAGUUUCAUCAUGCAUUGAUAAAGAUUUGUCACCAACAAACUCAACAUCUUCAUCUACAACACAAUCACCGGCAUCACCAAUAUCUUAGUUUUUGCAACUUGAACAAAAAUCAACAAACACGACAAAUUUUUGCCAAAAUCAUGUUAAUCAGAUUUUUAUUUAUAUAUAAUAAUUGGUUACAUUAUUAUACGAUGUGCGUGUUUGAUGACCUUUCAAUACAAAACAAACUCGUAAUCAAUUAUAUGGUGCAAAAAAAUGCAGAGAAACAUUUAGAGAAACAAUAUUUUGUUAUGCGACCAGUUAUUGUUAACGUUUUUUCAACUCUCGAGAAAUUUAGUGAAUACUUUGCACUGAAUUUGCUAGUUUGAUAUAAAUUAAUUGUUGUUAAUAUAAAAUUAAUAUUGAAAAAUAUAAAAUGAAAAAAAUGUAACAAUUUUUUCCACAAUCUGAGACUCCGUUUAAUAUUUUCCUUUUUAAUUUCUUAGCGUGACUGAAUGAAUUGUUUUCAUGUAUCAAUUCUGAAAAUCAAAUCUAAACUCUAAUCUAACUCGAAUCAACCAACAAUCAAAAUUAAACCAAGUUGCCAAUUAAAUUGUUUAUGAAACUUA
Tetranychus urticae (two-spotted spider mite) is the source of this 2754-nucleotide messenger RNA. It is a transcript of the gene Hmgs, whose product is annotated as hydroxymethylglutaryl-CoA synthase. Gene Ontology annotation, biological process: acetyl-CoA metabolic process. Lineage: Eukaryota; Metazoa; Arthropoda; Arachnida; Trombidiformes; Tetranychidae. Gene Ontology annotation, molecular function: hydroxymethylglutaryl-CoA synthase activity. The record is from RefSeq and is a predicted model, not a curated record.